This is a messenger RNA of Iphiclides podalirius (scarce swallowtail), 312 nucleotides long. Lineage: Eukaryota; Metazoa; Arthropoda; Insecta; Lepidoptera; Papilionidae. The record is from the annotation of a GenBank genome assembly.
AUGCAUGUCGGAGUUUCGAAGCACUCUAAUUUGAGGUGUGAUGUUACUAUGAAACCAGGCCACAAACUCUCCCGCCCUUUACAAGUCACAAGCGGCGAGCGGUUCUCGCUUCUCGCCCCCGGAGCUCGGGAAUUAUUCAGGGGGCGACCCACAUUCGAGCGGCGCUCCGACAAUGCGGCGCGGGUCGAUGUGCGCGCGCCGCAACAGGUGAGGCGCGACUGCGGCCCGGCCGGCGGCGCCGAGCGGGCAUUCCAUUUUCGAAUGCACCAUUUCCCACAUUCCCGCGACGCGUUCCAAAUUCGAAUCGCGAGU